AUGUGGAAAAUAUUUGCCGGCCUCUGCAUCCGUCGGCCCGCAGUCGUGACCCCCCAGUUGUCGCCCCUUCAGCGUCAAAUACAGGAGUUCUUUGCGGAGGUGGAGGUCCAGCGGAGCCAUCUUUCAGCGCACGAGGUGCGCCACCGCAAUGACCUGGAGCACAUGGCAAAGAUGGCACAGGAAAACCAGGAGAGCAAGCAGAGUACUACGCGCCACCAGACUUCCCGUGAUAACGCUGCCGCUUCUCUGCUUACUGCCAAGGACAUGGAAUUGGUUUGGGAGGCUGCGGCGAAGGAGUUCUGGAAGGAGCUGGGAUCUGUUCCCCAGUCUGAAGGUGUGAAUGAGUCAGCAUCAAUAGGAGAACGGAAUGAGACGGGUGUCACUUCAACGGCCACUGCGUGGCGCAAACUGGACCGUAUUUUGAUCCUUCUCACCCGUCAACGCCUUGGAAAGUCCUUCAACUGGGGCCUCCCUGUUGUUGAAGUUACUGGGACUUCCACACUGCGUUCUGCCGCGGAAGAUCUUGCAAGAGUUCUCCUUCCCCCAGAAGCGCAAUGCAUGAUCGUUGGAAAUGCUCCAGUGGCGGUGCAUAAAUACGCCUAUCGCAUCGACGAGGGGAAGGAGAAAGGACGGAAACAGGGUGUUCAGAUGUACUUUCUGAACGCCUACGUGAAUAAACUGUGGCACGGAGAGAACGUCCGAGCAGAAGAGGCACCGGAUGGGAGGAGUGGCGAAGCGAAUUUCGCGUGGACGUGUAUCGAGGAAAUGGAUGACUUCAUCACCGAUAAGCAGUUCCUUCGACGCCUGCGGACUUUCAUUGUGGAGUACUGA
Molecule: messenger RNA, 831 nt
Organism: Echinococcus granulosus
Lineage: Eukaryota; Metazoa; Platyhelminthes; Cestoda; Cyclophyllidea; Taeniidae
Product: 39S ribosomal protein L46
Exons: 4
Coding region: 1-831 (276 amino acids)
Cellular component (GO): mitochondrial large ribosomal subunit
Molecular function (GO): structural constituent of ribosome
Source: RefSeq, a predicted model, not a curated record